This is a messenger RNA of Ricinus communis (castor bean), 1630 nucleotides long. Its product is annotated as cucurbitadienol 11-hydroxylase. The record is from RefSeq and is a predicted model, not a curated record. Gene Ontology annotation, biological process: sterol metabolic process. The coding region runs from base 73 to 1494 and encodes 473 amino acids. Lineage: Eukaryota; Viridiplantae; Streptophyta; Magnoliopsida; Malpighiales; Euphorbiaceae. Gene Ontology annotation, molecular function: iron ion binding; oxidoreductase activity, acting on paired donors, with incorporation or reduction of molecular oxygen; heme binding. The transcript is spliced from 9 exons.
AACUCACAGCUUUGUUCUAUUAUAUAGUGUGAUUCUACAUAAAUAUAUAUAAAUAGUAUUCUGACAAGAAAAAUGCUGACAAUUAUAUUGUUUUUGGUAGCACUACUUCCUCUAUACUAUGCGUUUUGGAUUAACAAAUGGAGAAACCCAAAUUCCAAAGGUGUUCUGCCUCCAGGGUCCAUGGGGUUCCCUGUCAUUGGAGAGACCCUGCAGCUCCUCAUUCCCAGUUUUUCUCUAGAUAUUCAUCCAUUCAUCAGAAAGAGAACGCAGAGGUAUGGACCCAUAUUUCGAAGUAAUUUGGCCGGUCAGUCUAUUGUGAUCUCAACUGAUCCUGAAUUCAACCGUUACAUUCUAACUCAGGAAGGAAGAUUAGUUGAAAUUUGGUAUUUGAAUACAUUUUCUAAGAUAUUUUCACUGGAAGGUGAAUCAAGGACAACUGCUGCUGGUGAAAUCCACAAAUAUAUGCGAGGCACCUUCUUAACUCAGUUUGGUUUAGAGAGGCUCAAGGAAAAGUUGCUUCCACAGAUAGUAAAUAUGGUGAACGAAACUCUAUACUCAUGGUCUACCCAAGAAGUUAUAAAAGUGAAACAUGCUGUUUCCACAACAAUUUGCGAUUUUACUGCUAAGAUUUUUUGCGGUUAUGAUGCCAGAGUAUCUCCUGAUAAGUUAAGUGAGUGCUUUACUACAUUUGCAGAAGGUCUCAUGUCGUUUCCAUUGAAUCUUCCUGGUACUACGUACUAUCAAUGUCUCAAGAACCAACAAAAGGCAAUCAACAUUUUGAAGAAAAUGGUCAAAGAGAGGCGCACCUCAGCUGAGAAGCAUGUAGAAGACUUUCUGAGUACGGCAUUGAAUGAUAUGGAGAAAGAGAAGUUCUUGACAGAUGAUUUUAUAACCACGCUUUUGUUCGGCCUUUUGUUUGCCAGCUUUGAGACAAUAUCAACAACAAUGACUUUAAUGCUCAAUCUCCUUUCAUCUCACCCUUCAGUGUUACAAGACUUAAUGGCUGAACACGAGAGCAUUCUCCAAAAUAAACCUUUGGAUUCCUCGAUCAAAUGGGACGAAUAUAAAUCGAUGACUUUUACCCAUCAGGUUAUUAAUGAAACUCUUCGGUUGGGAAAUGUUGCACCUGGCCUGUUGCGAAAAGCCAUUAAAGAUGUUCACUACAAAGGAUACACUAUUCCAGCUGGUUGGACUAUAAUGGUAGCUACAUCAAUCCGCCAUGUAAAUCCAGAGAUAUACAAGAACCCACUUGUGUUUAAUCCUUAUCGUUGGAAGGACCUUGACUCCCAUAUUAUAUCCAAGAAUUUCACUCCCUUUGGUGGAGGAACCAGACAAUGUGUUGGAGCAGAGUACAGUAGAGUGAUAUUAGCCAUUUUCCUCCAUGUUUUAGUCACUAAAUAUAGGUGGACAAUAAUUAAGGAAGGAAAGAUUGGACGAAAUCCUUUGUUAGGAUUCGGAGAUGGUGUUCAUAUGAAAUUCUUUGAGAAGCAGUAGCUUGAUGUAGUUGAAGAGGAAAUUGUAUUUCUAUUUAUAGCUAUUGAAUCAAUAAUUGUCUCCAGUAAUCUAAAUGUUUUAUUUUAUGAGUUCAAAACUGAGAAUCAAAUUAUAAUAUAAGUUUACUUCUAAGUUA